Messenger RNA from Tuber aestivum (summer truffle), 3018 nucleotides. The record is from the annotation of a GenBank genome assembly. NCBI's taxonomy places the organism in Eukaryota, Fungi, Ascomycota, Pezizomycetes, Pezizales, Tuberaceae.
AUGUCGGACCAAACGUCUUGGGAAUCCAAAUUCCGCCCGAGAGAGAUCGCGGCCUGGGAGUGGGAAAAGGUCAGGGAUGUGUUCGAAGAGCUCUACAUAGAGCAGGGCCAAACGCUCAAAAUGAUAAGACAACAUCUGGCGGAAGAACACGGUUUCUACGCAAAGUAUGUGUUCAUCCUGCCCCCCGCUUCUUUUUGCGCUUCCACCAUCAGCGACUAACGCCCCGCAGCGAGACACAAUACAAGAAAAAGAUCCGUAAAUGGGAUAUUCAGAAGAACCUCAGCCGAGAUAAAAUGGUAGCAAUCGUGCAAUUAUUGGAUCAUCGGACUGCAGAAGGCCUCUCCACCAUGUUUUCCUUUAACGGAAAAGAGCUCAGUCACGAGAGGAUUGACCGAUCAAGGAAAAGGUUCAAUCUGCCUGGACCCGAUGUCCCGAUUGAGGGAGAGAUUCAAUAUGAGAUUGGUGGGUAAACCUAUUUUUGGACUCUUACUCGUUUUCUCUUUUUUUUAUUUUUUACUUUUUACUUUGACUGCUUCGCUCUUUUGGGUCUUUUCGUUCAUCGUGGCAACGAUUGCUAACUUAUGAUCUCACCGCUCUGCAGAAGGCGUUGAGUAUUGGGAUCCCGAAGCGGAUACACGAGCGUUGCCACAUGACACUGGGUGCCUCGCACAACCAGAGCCCCAGGCAUCAGAACGGCUUGCACCGGUGGGGAAGCAAGAAAUGCGAUCCCCAUCGCUCCUGGAAGUGCGAGUACCACUCCAUGAAGGUGUUGUAUACGUGGCGCAAGGGGAAAUUCCCACCACGAGGAAUCCUGAGCAGAACGGAAACUAUGGAGCCGCUUACCAACCGUCGGAUGACGACGAGUUCUACGCUAAGCCUUCUUCUAAAUUCGUCCCAGUAAACGCGGAGAAGCUGAAUCAGGCGUCAAAGCGCCCUUGCAAUGACUCCGAUGCUGGUGGCGCCGUGGACAAUAGAAAGUCACGCAGGACCUCACGGCACUGCGAUAACGAGGACUCGUCAGACGUACUCCCUCAACCAGCGCACGUUAUCGGGAACAGCAACAGAGAGGGGAAUGAGAGCUCAAGUAUGCCUAUUCCCACUCCCAUGCCUGUGGAGCGUGGGGGGUCUCUGGUGAGUACCAGUACAUCGGGAGAAGUUGGCUCGCCGGGACUUGGGCUCCGGGUUCUCAGUAUACGCAGCGCGGGUUCGUCCUCGCCGGAACCUCCGCCAUCUGGUCCGAUCUUGGGCGGUGGAUCGCCGCCACUGCCGCCUCCGGAGCAACGGGGUUCAAAUAUUUCCUUGCCACCGUUCUCGAAGCUCGAGGCAUGUUCAUCGUUACCGCCACCACGACGUGCGGGGCCGGUAUCAAGAGCAUCACCCCCACCACUGGUCCGGUGGGGCUCGGGUCCACCGUCACCGACUGUGGCAUGGGGGCCUGGACUACCACCACCGCCAAAACAACGGAAGGGUUCGACUUUGGCGCUGGCUCUGGGGCAAAAUCCCGCGCCAGGUUUGAAUGAUAUCGAUUCGUCCGAACCACUUGGUACGGGUGACUAUUUGGGAGGCGAUGCGGUACAGGUCCCUGGCCCUGUAGGGCCACUCGUUGAGCCCACCACUAGGAGGACACCGAGAGAUGGGUAUAUUCAUGGGGCGGCCGGUGCCAACGAGUCUGGCCCUGAACCACCACCGCCUCCAUCACCAAUGUCGCUGGUAUCGGUGUUGUCGUCGUUGCCCCCCUCCCCGCGUCAUUCCCCAUUACACCCACAGCCCCCCCACCACGAUAGCUCAUCACCCGAACCAGCAGCAGCCUCGCUCCUAGUCCCCACAUCGCAAGAGAUCACGAGGUGGCUCAGUGCAGCCACCCGUUACUCCACAAGAUCCUGGUGGAAUGAUCUGCAGGAUCUAGGAAUCCCGGGGGCCCAGAGCCUGGAAAACCGCCUGGGCCGCAACCACCCGGAGACUCUCUAUGCCCUGGGCGCGCUUGCAACACUCUACACCACCGCUGGUAGAGAUGCGGAGGCCAGGGAACUGCACAGGUACGUAUAUGACGAGCUCCGCAAGCUCUUUGGCUCAACGCACCCUCGUACCAUCACAGCACAGCAUAAUCUCGCGGGCGCGUACCUGGCCCAGGGCGACUACCCCGCCGCACUAGCCAUGGCAAAGGAGGCCGUGGAACAUAGUAAAACUGUGCACGGGGCCGACCACGCCGAGACUUUAUCCUCCUCGGUGCAAUUGGGCUGCGUACUAUCGAGGCUAGGGGAAUUGGACGAGGCUAUGCAAAUCGCGAACAGCGUGGUAGAAGCGCAGCAACGGAAACCGGGGGACAUGGCGAACCGGCACAUCACCGUAUCAGCAAAGGGGCUGCUCGGCAUCCUCCUCGAGAAGAAAGGCCGCCACUAUCACGCCAAGGCGAUCCUAGAGGAAGUCCUUGCCCGGCAGGAGAGGCUAUUCGGAGAGGACCACCCAGAGACACUUUCCGCUAUGGACUCUCUGGGUACGGCAUACCUAUCCCUCGGGGAGCCCGCCAAGUCUGAAGAAAUACUCCGCCGCACAGUGGACCUCUCUACUGAAAAGCUCGGGGAGAAACAUCCGGACACGCUCACCUCCAAACACAACCUUGUCAACGCCCUCCUGAAAAAUCGGCGCUUUUACGCGGCGAAGGACCUCGCGGGAAAAGUGUACGCCGAAACCCGCCAGGUCCUCGGCGAAGAGCACGUGGAUACCGCGCUCUCCAUGGUGAACCAGGCGUCCGCGCUCAUGGGCCUUGAAGACGUCUCCAGCGCGGUAAAUAUCCUCCGGGCUACGGUGGAUAAGUUGGCUGUGAUUCUGCCCGCUGGGAAUUACCAGGUGCUCAUGGUAAAGGAGAAGCUUGCUCGGGGAUUGCUGGACUCGCUUAGGUUCCCCGAAGCAGAGAGGGUCAUGCGCGAGGUGCUCGUCGAGAGGAAGUGUGCCCUCGGGGAUGCACAUCCCGAGACUGUUCGUGUGAAGGAGUGGCUGAGCAUGUGCCGGGCAAGGAUA